AUGGAGACCCUUGCACUCACUUUUACGAAAAUUGUCAAUGAGCAUAGUCGGAUAGGGCUGAUCUAUGUCUUUGGCGGCAUUGGCUUCCUUGCUUUCAUUGCGAUCAGGACUAUCUAUCGCCUGUAUUUUCACCCUUUGAGGAAAAUUCCCGGUCCGAAAUUGGCCGCUGCAACACAUCUGGUCGAGUUCUACUACGAUGUAAUUUUAGGUGGCAAAUUCUGUUGGGAGCUAGAAAGAAUGCAUCAAAGAUAUGGGCCCAUUGUCCGAAUCAAUCCUCGUCAGGUUCACAUAAUCGACCCUGACUUUUACGACGAGAUCUAUGCGGGUGGGAAUCGAAAGCGAGACAAAGAUCCUGCAUUUCCUCCUCGCUUGGGUAUGUCUUUAUCAGUGAUAUCAACGGUUCCUCAUGAUCAUCAUCGGCUGCGACGAAAGAUUUUGAAUAAUUUCUUUUCCAAGCAGUCAGUUACAAAUUUAGAACCUAUGCUGCAGAGUAAGGUCGACAAGUUGGCUCAACGCUUCAGAGAGGCAAAGGAAACCGGCACAGUGGUAAAACUAGAAUACGCUUUCGCAGCUUUAACAGCAGAUGUCAUCAGUCAUUACUGUUACGGUAAAAGCCUGGGAUAUCUGGACGAACACUAUCCACAAAACGACCUUAAAGAGGCUUUCAAUACUCUAUUCCAGGGCAUACAUAUUUUGUAUUUCUUUCCAAUAUGGGGAGCUUUGAUGAACAAGUUACCGCCCUGGCUAAUGGUAAAGUUGAACCCCAAGUCAAAACCAUUGGCAUACUUCCGAUCUAUGGUGCGAGAGCAGUCUGCAAACGCACUAGAAAUGCAAGCAAAAGGGAAAAUUUCCAAUAAGAAGCAGAGCAUUUUUAAUGCUCUAGUAGAUCCAGCUCUUCCGUCAGAAGAACGAACAAUAGAUCGGUUGACUGAAGAAGGGAUGAUUGUGCUAGGUGCCGGCGCUGAAACAACCGCAAAUACUUUGACACUGGGAGCCUAUCAUCUCAUAAAGAAUCCAGAUAUUAUGUUGAAGCUGCGAGACGAGCUAACCAAGACGGUGAUGCCUAAUCCAACAAGCCAACCAACCUGGAACCAACUGGAGCAGUUGCCAUAUCUCACGGCCGUUGUAAAUGAGACUCUUCGUCUCGCAGUUGGAGGUUCCUGGAGAAUGCCCAGAAUCCCAACACACGAGACACUUAUUUGCAAUGGCUACGAGAUCCCUCCUGGCACACCGUUGGUAACGUCAAGCUGGUUUGUUCACAUGAAUCCGGCCAUCUUCCCAAACCCAAAAAAAUUUGACCCAGAUCGUUGGAUCGCAGCAGCUGAUAGUGACGUACAUUUACCGCGCUAUAUAACCAAUUUCGCGAAGGGGUCACGAAACUGCCUUGGUAUCAAUCUGGCAUAUGCCGAAUUAUACUUGGUCAUAGCUCGAUUUGCUCGGGAAUUUGACAUGAUGCUUCACAAGACAACCGAUGCGGAUGUCGCGUAUGAUCGCGACUUUGCCGUCUUUCACUCAGAUAAGGGGCCUUGGAGUGUUAAGGUUCUUGUGACCAAGGCUUUGGAUUAG
Molecule: messenger RNA, 1566 nt
Organism: Talaromyces proteolyticus
Lineage: Eukaryota; Fungi; Ascomycota; Eurotiomycetes; Eurotiales; Trichocomaceae
Product: benzoate 4-monooxygenase cytochrome P450
Exons: 4
Coding region: 1-1566 (521 amino acids)
Molecular function (GO): monooxygenase activity; oxidoreductase activity, acting on paired donors, with incorporation or reduction of molecular oxygen; iron ion binding
Source: RefSeq, a predicted model, not a curated record